Racocetra persica is the source of this 452-nucleotide messenger RNA. NCBI's taxonomy places the organism in Eukaryota, Fungi, Glomeromycota, Glomeromycetes, Diversisporales, Gigasporaceae. The record is from the annotation of a GenBank genome assembly.
ACCAACCCCCUCAACCUACUAAUCAAGGACCAAAACAACCAACUAACCCAGAAAACACCCCCAUCAUUCCCCCUCAAACUAUCCAAGAAAACUACAAUAACGACAAAGAAAAAUCCACCAUUGAAAACAAUUCUAAUUCAACCACCCCAGAACAAAAAGAACAAUCCAAAGAAUUAUUGAGAUUAAUCAUUGAGGCUGAACUCCUAAUCAAAGAUAAUCAAUUCAAUGAUGAAACUUUAUCUAAACUAAUUCAAGAAAAAGAACAAAAUACCGAGGCUUAUCAAUUAUUAAAAGAGAGGAUAGAACAAGUUAUUAAUGAACUAUCCAGCCUCCAACAAUCCCAAAAUAAGAAUAAUGAGUCAGUAGCAAACAACAAUAAAUCCGAUAUUAGUCCAAUCAAAAUCUUUACCAUUAUAGGAAUAAUUGGAGUGAUAAUCAUGUCUAGUCUAGUA